This is a messenger RNA of Moesziomyces antarcticus, 450 nucleotides long. RefSeq lists its product as uncharacterized. Lineage: Eukaryota; Fungi; Basidiomycota; Ustilaginomycetes; Ustilaginales; Ustilaginaceae. The transcript has 2 exons. The coding region runs from base 1 to 450 and encodes 149 amino acids. The record is from RefSeq and is a predicted model, not a curated record.
AUGUGGGACCUUCGCGUCAUCGCACGUGCAUCUGAAGCAGCAGCGAAAGCAAGGCAGAAGCUGUCCCACAAUGCUGCACAGGCCAGGCACCUCCACGAGCUCGAAGCGCAAAAGAGCGAAUGUGAGAGGUGGACCGUAUCAGUGGGGCUGAUGGCUGCGCGGAUCCGCCUUAGCGCGGCAGCUUGCAGCUCGCGAGGCGUGGUCGCGCUAAAGGAGGCAGUGAUGCAGGCGCAAGUUCAGGUACAGGCGCAGGCAGAGUCGCAAGCCGACGGCGGAAAGCACACGGCGUCACCCGCAACAGCGCCGCUGCGUGACGCGGUUCCCGCUCUGCACGUGUUGCUGGCAUGGCGGGCAGCAGGUGGCACCUCGUCCAAAGCUGCUGAUAUCCGGCGAGCUGGAAAAUCUCCGCGGCUUCGGUUAAUUGCGAGGAUCGGCUGGAAUUUAGCCUGA